AGAAACUGAAAAAGCAUUUUUCAGCAGAUAUGGUAUUAGUUACCAAUUUGCCGAAAACUUUCCUGCUGAACAACAGAACAGUGACAGACCGAAGGACAUCUCAAGCUUAAGCCUACAAGUAAAUCAUUGUUUGGUAUGUUUUUCAAGUAGCAAUAAUAAUUAUUCAUGUCCUGAAAACAUCUGUGUAAAGAAAAUGCAUGAAAAAAAUAUGAACUUUGAGAAAAUUAUAAAUACCUCAGCAUGUGGGAAUUUCGUUGUGAAAGUUCCGAAAAAAGUCUUCCUUGAUUUGAACCGGCCAAUACGGAUUCCAUUCCUUGAUAGCCAAUUUGAAAUCCAUGAAAAGUUGAAGAACUUAAUGUGUCCAUUGUUUCAACUGAACACCAAAGAGCAGUCAUCAAGGCUCUUGGUUGAAGAAAGCGAACUAGAGAAACCCAUUUUACAUUUAUCAGUGUAUGGAAACAACUUUGCGAAUCGGUGCCUCAAAAGACUGUGUCUAAACGAAGAAUUGGACAAGAAAUUGAUUGCAGAAGAAAUCAGUGUUAUGACGUAUCACAAAGCUUUCCAAAUGAGUCACCCUGCAAUGAAGGUUCAGGAAUUACAAAAUCGGGCUCAGCAAAGAAAAAUUACAUAUUUGAAAAAUGUGCAAUUUCCAUUUUUCUCUGGAUUGACCGAAAAGAUGUCACGAUAUAGAAAUAGUGACAGUACAACAGAUGGAACCGAGAAAGUACAAACAUUCAAACAGAGCAAAAACAGAAUUCAAACCAAACAAUUUCUAAAUUCUCAGAGCAUAUCUUCUGCAAAUGUCGGGCUACGAGAUGAUAUCAGCGAGGAAAAUAGUAGAAACGUAUUCUCCAAUGAUCUGAUAAAACUUAGUUCCAAAAGACAAUGGGGCAGACAUGAGAGCGACAGUGAGAUCCCUCAUUCUUUGGAAAUUUCUUUGAAAGAUAAUUUGGCAUUAUCAUGUAAAUCUGUCGACCUCACUGAAGAACAAGAUGAUGAUUCUGUGCCACAAGAAAUAAAACGAUGUCAACCGCCUUUCGAUGUUUUGCAACGGGAUAGUGCUUACGGUACGCAGUCGAAAAGAACAUCGGAUGGAAUGAACGAAUACUAUGAAUCUUAUGUAAAAUCUUCAAAACAAAAUUAUGGAUUUUCACUGACUGAACAAAAAUUCAAUGAAAAUGCAAUUAGAUGUACAGAAGAAUCUGAUGUACCUACCGUUCAUUUCAAACAUGAAAGUCCAUUAGAAUAUGACUUCUGUAGAUUCGAGAGUGACAAUUCAGAAAAUGUUUUGCAGAUUGAUCCUCUUCUAGCAAAACAUCUUGUAACAUCUGGUCUUCCAUUAGAUGCCGUAACCCUAAAAUUGAAUUCAGGACAACUUGGGACACACAUGGUUUCUGAAGACUAUGAUACGAAAAGUGCCUCUCAUGGGCUUGUAAUUGAGCUUGCAAUGCAGGCCAAAUUUACUAGCCUAGAUGACGAGUUUAAAGAACUUCAUCAGAGCUCAUCUGGCGGGACUUCCACAGGGAGAAAGACCGGACACAGACCAACAAUUCACACGAGUAUUAUAACAGUAGACCCAGGUUGUUAUGAGAAACUUGCUGAAGCUCGACACACUCUGGACACACAGGGACUCCUAUAUCCCCCAUAUGCACGAUCUGUUAUAGCAGCAGCUGAUUCACAUCUAAGGGAUUUUUUGACCUGUAUGAAAAAUAAUAGACUGGAGCAUCAUUGUGGAUUGGUUUUUAAAAGUGAGGAGAUUCAAAGCAUUGUCAAUGAAAAGAAUAAGUUCAGGAUUGGCCAUGAGUACAAGAUUCUACAACAGCUUGGUGCUGGUGGACAUGGGACUGCUCUCUUAUGUGCCUGUAUCUGUAAUGACAAGAAGAGUGAAAAACCAUUUGUUGUGAAAAAGAUUCGAAGAGAUCAUUUUCAUGAAGAAGAAAUCACAAUACCAUUUCAUCAUGGCAAUAUGUAUUCCCACAUGGUAGAAGUGUACGGAAUAGUGUUGGAGGGUGAGGAAGUCUCAGUACUGAUGCAAUACGCGGAAGGUGGAACUUUGAAAGAACACAGAACUUCUUCGGAAGGAAAUCUCCAGCAUUUAAUUUCUCCUUUGUACAGAGUCUUGAAAAACUUAUCUGAAGUCCAUCGCCUUGGAAUUGCUCAUUUUGACAUUAAAGAGGAAAACAUUGUCUUUACUUCGAAAGAUGAUCCCUUUUCAGCUACACUUAUAGACUGGGGAUCCGCCAAAAUCAUCAAUCAGACCAAUCAAAAAUACGGCAAUGGUACCAGGCGGUUUUAUCCCCCAGAAAUGCUACAAGACCGUACUGAAAAUGAACUUGACCUAGAGAAACAUGACGUUUGGACGGUGGCGUGUGCUUUUCUGUCAAAUAUCAAUGGCGCCUUUGUGUUUGAUGAACUGUGGAAAAGAUGUAAGGAUCGGCAUCAAAUGUACAAACAGGGCUUGCUUGCUGGACAUGUUAUCAAUGAAGAGCUUUUGAAAGGGAAACAUCGUCCAAGCUACCUACUCCUUCAUCUGACAGAUCUAUUGAUGUCGAUGUUAGAUCCGGAUGUGACGUCACGCGCUAGUGUUUCCGACGCUUUGAGUCACCCAGUAUUUCACUGUUGUAAAUACGAAGCUACUGCCAUGAAUGAAUUGUGUGAAGAAUCCACUUGUUCUCAAGACACUGACAAUAACAGACGCUUGGUCCGGGUUCUUGUUCACUAUAACAAGAAACCGAUUUACCUCAAUCGUCUAUGCAAGGGAUACCCAGUCAAAGAAUUAGUCAGAGAUGUAGGAUUUAGGGAAAAGGUUGAAUUACGUGUUCCACAGCAAGACAUACGCAAUGGAUAUUGCCUCCUUAAAAACGAGAGAAAUGUUUUUUCAAUAGACAGUGACUGCUACCUGGAACUCAGACCAGCAUAAUCGACCCUAGUCGCGCUUUUCUUGAUGCAAUCAAUUGUCCACUGACCGUGUUCAAUAGAUUUUACGCAACACUGACACAAAAUGUGCCAUAUUGAAACAAAUGUUAUUUUUUUUUAGUAUUUACUGACACUGAUAAAUGUCAGAUACACCUUGAAAUACUAUUCCAAAAGGAGAUUUUGAAAAAUUUUAUCAGUCUGAAAAAAGAAAUUAAUUGAAAUGCCUGCGUGUUGGAUUCAUAAUGCUAAAUUACAUGCCUGAUCUCUUGAAAAGUUUGUAAUAUAGAUUGUAUGAUCAUAAUCAUGAUAUGUUCUUCAGAUCUUUGACAUGUGAUUCCAGUCCUUUUGAAUAUAAUUACUUAUAUUGACUAACAUAGAUAUUAAAAAAGCAAGAUUAUGCCCGGAUUAAAAAAUAAAAUAGAGAGGAAUGUAAUGAUAAAACAAUAUUGAUGUACAUAUUUAAAGCUUCCUGACACUUCUUCUGUAAACAUACAUAUGUAUGGCACCAAAUCAUGUGUUUAUUUUUUUUGUUCGGGUCAUUUUAUUAUAUAACGAAUUCUAUUUUUAUUUUUACCAUGCACUUAUGUCUUUUGUAGUUUUAUGGGAAGACUGACGUUAUUUAAAGAAACAUUCUGGAGGAGAGAAAAUAAGAGAAGUUACAUUUUUUAAGGGCGGAUCCAGUGGAAGGGAGUGAGACUCCAUAGUAAAGUAGGCUUAUCAUAAGGUAGUUUGGAGCUGCCUCCAAAUCG
This is a messenger RNA of Saccostrea echinata, 3665 nucleotides long. RefSeq lists its product as uncharacterized. The coding region runs from base 194 to 2920 and encodes 908 amino acids. Lineage: Eukaryota; Metazoa; Mollusca; Bivalvia; Ostreida; Ostreidae. The transcript is spliced from 10 exons. Gene Ontology annotation, biological process: protein phosphorylation; mitotic DNA damage checkpoint signaling. The record is from RefSeq and is a predicted model, not a curated record. Gene Ontology annotation, molecular function: ATP binding; protein serine/threonine kinase activity. Gene Ontology annotation, cellular component: nucleus.